AUGUCAGCCUCCGUGAACGAGACAUCUCACCUACGCCCUCGUGACAAACACCGACGAUUCUCUACAUGUCAGACUGCUCCCAAUUGCUACUCGCUUCCGCUUUCUUUGGAGGCCCUAGAUCUUUCGUAUGCUUCCCUGACGCCCGCUUUCGUCUCUCUGCGCCUCCAAUUACUCUCGUAUCUCGCCGAUCUCGAGACGAGCCUUGCCCUUCUCGACUCACCAAUCUCACCCGAACCCCUCAGAGCAAAGGGAGAAAAGACUGUGGAGGAAGCGAGGGCGUGGGCCAGGGACGGUUUGGAGAUGCUCCGCAUGAUACGGAAGGAUAUCUGCUCCUACCUUCCGGACUUUCAUCUCGACUCUGUUACUCCUACUGUCGAGAGCUUCGUCAAGUCACGCAUACCAGACGUUCCAAGCCUGGAUGACAUGCGUGCGCACCUGCCAGAGCUGCCGGACUUCGACAUCUCCGAGAUGUGCUUGCGACUCGAGGACGUUCGCUCUCGCAUUUCUGAUAUAGACUACCACAAAUACAUUCCAAUGCUUCCGGAGCGUCUGCAAUCCCUCCAGACACAUCUGUCCUCCAUGGAGUUCCCUUACACCAGGAGAAUUGGUGAGAUCAUAUCUGAAAUCUCGUCAGAUUUGCGCGAGGGAGAGUUGGAAAAGGCUGCAAGAGACAUGGCCCGCGCUAUGAAGCAGUCUCUAGGUGGCACGCGUUUGAUAGACUAUGUCGACCUUCCUGAACCAUGGCGCAACAACCCGUUCGUUAAGGGCGGUUACCGAUUUAUUCCUCUGCAUGAUUGGCCUCGCCUUAUUCUCUCCGUUUUCACUUUGCAUAACGAGACCUUGAAUAUCCACACGCACUUUAUACCCUUCUUGGCUUUCUUGUUCACCCUCUACCCGUUCUCCACUGGGCGCCUCGAGACUCCCGUGCUAGCGUUCACCUCAUUCGCUCUCCUGUGCCUUUUCACGAGUUCACUCUGGCACACGAUGGCGGGCUGUGCGCACUUUCAAGGCAUGGAUAUCUGUGCGCGCAUCGACUAUGUCGGCAUCGGCUGGUUGAUUAGCGCCAGCGUUGGCACCAUCGUAUACUACGGUUUCCAGUGUAGCCCGACCGUGCGCAACCUGUUCCUUGCGCUUUGCUUAGCCAUAGGUCUCUCGGGGAGUAUUCUUCCGUUCAUGGAGUGGUUCAACAUGAUAGAGUACAGGAGCCACCGCAUCGUCUUCUUCGUUGCCCUAGCGCUUGCCAGUGUUGCACCGCUCGCAUGCCUCGCCCAACAACAUUCCGCUAGCGAGAUGUUUGCCUUCAUCGAUCCUGUCGUACCCUCGUUCAUCUCGUACGUGAUUGGGCUCGUCUUCUACGCGUCGCACUUUCCCGAGCGCUAUUUCGUGCGCGCGGCGCAGGCGCACUGGCUCGACUGGGUCGGCGGCGGCUCACACGCGAUCUGGCAUGUCUUCAUUGUGCUCGCGAUCAGCCAGCACAAGCACGGGAUGGCGCAGCUCAAGGGCGGCAUCGGCGCUAUGUGCGCUAUGCACUGA
Molecule: messenger RNA, 1533 nt
Organism: Sparassis crispa
Lineage: Eukaryota; Fungi; Basidiomycota; Agaricomycetes; Polyporales; Sparassidaceae
Exons: 6
Coding region: 1-1533 (510 amino acids)
Cellular component (GO): membrane
Molecular function (GO): signaling receptor activity
Source: RefSeq, a predicted model, not a curated record